CCUGGUCAAAGACAAGCAAGCAGGUCUCCCAAUCGAAGCAGAGGAAGCAGCAGAGGUGGCCGAGGGGAGGGAGGAGGAGGCAGAGGUGGAAGAGGAGGAGGAGAAGGAAGAGGUGGAAGAGGAGGAGGAGGAGGAGGAGGAGGAGAAGGAAGGGGUCGAGGUCACCAACAAGCCAGUGGAAGUACAAACAGCCAAUGGGAAAGAUGGCCAGAUGAAAAAGCUCAAGGUGCAAGAGGAGGUGGAGGAGGAGAUGGAAGGGGCAGAGGACAGAGGAGAGAAGAAUACAGGCAACAUCAUCAAGGGAAGCCAAGUUGGAACGCUGUCCACCGCCCAGUGAUAAGGGGAGGCCACUCAAGAGGAUUUGGGAGACCUGUUUAUGGGCUCAUGCAACAAAAUUUUCCCAAUUAUUUACUUCCAGCUCCUUUAAAUUUAAGCAACCGCCCUGAAAACAUGGGUCACCAACCAGCCAGUAGAAGUAUGACUGAUUUAAGAGUUGGUCCACAAGGUGAAGAACCUCAAAGAGGAAGAGUAGAAGCUCAGCGAGGUAGAGGGGGAAAUGGGAGAGGAAGAGGAAGAGGGAGAGAUGGCACCCCUGAAGUACGCAAACUGGGGUAUAAAAUGCUUGAAGGCCUGCUGGAGAGAGAAGCAUCCGAGGUGGCCAUCACCCUUUCAUCUAGCACUGGGCUCAAGAAUCUGCUUGAUGACAGUACGAUGAGAAGCGACCUGGUGCAGCUGGUCUGUCAAGUUCUCUGCAAGGCCUUCGGGUCUCGAAUUGACCGCAAGAUCGUGCUGCACUUGGCUCGCAUUGUCAAGGAUUCAAAGUUUUUCCGUAACAUUCUUCCGUAUCAUGUGACUGGAAUGAUGUCGGAUUAUGCGCAAGCUCGAAGGGAGCAGUAUCCCCAACAUCUGAGCAACAUCAUCAGCCUUCUCUCUGAAGUUCUCAACAUGUUUCCUCAGAGCUCUAUCCAGUCGGUCUCCAUGUUGGUGGCUCUUUUGAAACCGACCGUCAACCAGUUGCGUGCCACUGGUGUGGAUAUUCUCCCCAGUACUGAUGAAGACUUGGAGAGGGUGCAGGGUUUGGUGGACCACCUCCAAGAAAAAUCAAGGGAAGGCACCUUGCGGUCCGAUAACUACUCCUUCCUAGCAGCUGACGAGGACGCCCCACCUGGGGAAGAAGACUUCAGGACGAUGAGCAUUUAUCCAACCAUUGAGGAGUUCCACCUAGACCAGAAGCCAUUCCUGAGACCCAACAUAAUGUCUCAAAGCUUUCCUAACACUCGCAUCUAUCUAGACACACACUUCCGACUUUUGCGUGAAGAUUUUGUGAGGCCGCUGAGAGAGGGCGUCAAGGAGAUCCUGAGGAACCAACACAGUGAGACUAUCGAUGGAAUACCAAUGAAAAAGAGGCGUUUUGAUGACAUCAGAAUCUACUUUGACACCCGAUUGGUUUUGCCACUCUGCACACCAACGGGCAUCGCCUACAAAGUGCAGUUUGACCCACGGCCUCUUCAGUUUGUCCGGUGGGAAAAUUCCAAGCGUCUCAUUUACGGAUCCCUUGUCUGUCUCUCCAUGGACAAUUUCGAAACCUUCCUGUUCGCCACUGUUACCGAUCGGGAUCCAACGCUGCUGAGGAAGGGACAGGUGCAUCUCUGUUUUUCUUCUGAGAGCAGGGCCAGGUUGGCCAGAAUUCAGCCCUCGGACUCCUUCCUGAUGGUCGAGACCACGGCUUACUUUGAGGCCUAUAGAUAUGUCCUAGAAGGUCUCCAGGAGCAAGAUGAGAAUGAUGUUCCCUUUCAAAGGUACAUAGUGGAGUGCAACACAGAUGUAGAUCCUCCAGCUUACCUUCGGGUGGAAGGAAGGUCAUACGAUCUUUCUAGCAUUAUGGCAGAAGGGCAGGAGAAGAUUCCACCCUUCAACCCCUUGACCCCACACGCCUGGCCUGAUGAGGAAAAAGUGGGUCUCGAUGAAAGCCAACUUCAAGCGCUUAAACUGGCCUUAACCAAUGAAGUGGCCAUCAUACAGGGACCACCAGGAACAGGGAAGACGCAUGUAGGCCUGAAGAUCGCUCAGGCUUUGCUAAACAACCAUGAGGCCUGGUCAAAUAAUUGCCCUAUGCUGGUGGUCUGCUAUACCAAUCAUGCUCUUGACCAGUUUCUGGAAGGCAUCCAUGGAUUUUUAAAAAGGGGCAUUGUGAGAGUUGGAGGACGAAGCAACAGUGAAACUCUAAAGCCCUUUGGUCUGAGGGAGCUGACCAGGGCAUCAAACUUCCGCAAAAAUUUACCACAGCACCUGAGGAGAGCCCAUCAUGAAAUCUACACACAGAUGGAGGCCGCAGAGGAGCUCUUAAAGAGACAGUCCGCUCAGCUGGAGUGCAGCUUGCGUGGCGUCCUCAGAGAAGACUUUCUGGAGAGAUACAUGUCUCCUCAGCACUGGGACAGCCUGUGUCUGCAGCCAGUGAUGGAUGGAUUUGAGAGUGUGGGGAGAAAGAAGACUUCAAUGAUCCCGGAGUGGCUCGGCAUCGGAUUCUCUGUUUUUUUGCAGGGGCCACAGCUAACAGAGAUGGCAGAUGAAGACGGGCCACAGCUGAACGAUGAGGAACUGAUAGAUAUCGAUGAAGAGGCGGAUCUGAUCCAGGCCGAGAGGAUAGUGGUGGAUGCGGAGCACGGGGAUAAAGACUGGAAAAAGCUGAAACAAGAUCAGAAAAACAUCGCUGACAUGGCUGAGUUGAUGCUGGCGAUGAACCUGAAUGAUCCUGAACCACAAGAAGCAGCCCAGAAUCGGGCUCAGAGUCAGGCUGAUCAAGAGGAAUGGCAGAUGCAAGGCCACCAGAAGAAAAAAAUUAAGCAAAUGGCUAAAAAGGAGCUGAGGAAAACUUCAGCCAUGAGUGAGCAACAAGAAAGGCAAACCAGGAAUGUGUGGAUCCUCAAUCUGAAAGACAGAUGGAGACUGUAUCGGCUUUGGGUUUUGCGCUAUCGGACUGAUCUCCGCGCUAAGGCCCUCACCUCUGAACAGGUGUAUCAGGACGCCGCGGAGAGGCUCAAUGAAAUCCGCCGCCGUGAGGACCUGUGUGUGCUGCGACAGGCUCGGGUCGUCGGUAUGACCACCACAGGAGCGGCUAAAUACAGACAGGCUCUGCAGGAGCUGCAGCCCAGACUGGUGAUCGUGGAGGAGGCGGCAGAGGUGUUGGAGGCGCACACCAUCACCACCCUCAGCAAAGCCUGCCAGCACCUCAUACUGAUCGGAGAUCACCAACAGUUGAGGCCUAGUGCAACAGUGUAUGACCUUGCCAAGAAUUUCAAUCUGGAAGUGUCGAUGUUUGAGAGGCUUGUGAGAGUGAACUUUCCAUUUGUGCGCCUUAACUACCAGCAUCGCAUGAGGCCAAGCAUCGCUCGACUGUUGACUCCUCAUAUCUAUGAAACACUGGAAAACCACCCCUCUGUACUGGAGUAUGACAAUGUUAAGGGGGUUCUGACAAAUCUCUUUUUCGUGGAUCACGGGCAAUUUGAGGAAGAGAUUAAGGAUGGAAGGAGUCACCAGAACCCUCACGAGGCUCAGUUUGUGGUCGCGCUUUGCCGCUACUUGAUGCUCCAGGGCUACAAGCCUUCUCAGAUCACCAUUCUGACGACUUACACAGGACAGCUUCACUGUCUACGUAAGCUCAUGCCCUCACCGAAUUUCUCUGGAGUCAAAGUCCACGUUGUUGACAAAUACCAAGGGGAGGAGAACGACAUUAUCAUAUUGUCUCUGGUGCGCAGCAAUCUACAGAGGAGAGUCGGCUUCCUGAACAUAUCAAACCGGGUCUGCGUUGCCCUUUCUCGUGCUAAGAUGGGUCUCUUUUGUAUCGGAAAUAUGGACAUGCUCAGCUCCGUUACGCUGUGGAGCAACAUCCUUCACACUCUGAGAGAGUCAGAUCAAGUGGGUCGUGCUUUGACGUUGAGCUGUCAAAACCAUCCGGAUAAACAGAUCCUUGCAUCCUGCAGUGAUGACUUCAGAGGUGCCCCCGAGGGUGGCUGCGAUCAGCCCUGCCAAUUUCGCUUGGAUUGUGGCCACGUGUGCACCCGUAUGUGCCACCCAUAUGAUGUGGAACACAAAGAAUACAAGUGCAUGAAAGACUGCCAGAAGGUGCUGUGUGAGCUGAAGCACAAAUGUACACGUCGCUGUUACAAAGAAUGUGGUGAAUGCCAGGUACUCCUAGACAAGAUCAUUCCGUCAUGCCAGCAUAGUCAGAAGGUGCCUUGCCACCUAGACCCUGAGAAAUUUGUCUGUCAAGAGCUUUGCCAAAAGACCCUCCCAUGCGACCAUCCCUGUAAGGCAGCUUGUGGAGAGUCCUGCACCGCUCAGUGCAAGGUUAGAGUUCAAAUGCAGCUGAAAUGUGGACACGUCCAGGAAGAACCGUGCUUCAUUUCCAGGGACCACAGAAGGGAGCCAAACUGCAAAACAAAAUGUGGCACCACCUUGGAAUGUGGCCACCCUUGCCCAGGAACUUGCCAUGGAUGCUUUCAAGGUCGCCUGCACAAAGCAUGCACCCACAAAUGCCAACAAACCCUCGUGUGUUCUCAUCAGUGUCGGGAGCCUUGUGUAAGAGAUUGUCCACCGUGUUCCGUUCGCUGCGAGAACCGUUGCGUCCACAGCGUCUGCAUGAAGACUUGCGGUCAGCCUUGCGCGCCUUGCAACGAACCCUGCGAAUGGCAGUGCCCUCACCACAGCUGUACCAAGCUGUGUCACGAACCAUGCGACCGUCCGCCUUGUUCUGUUCCCUGUAACAACACCUUGCGCUGCGGACACCGCUGCAUAGGUCUGUGCGGAGACCCUUGUCCCAAUAAGUGUCGCAUUUGCCAUAAGGAUGAGGUCACGGAGAUCUUCUUCGGCAAUGAAGACGACCCGGAUGCUUGUUUCAUUCAGCUUGAAGAUUGCAAGCACCUGUUCGAGGCUACAGGAAUGGAUCAAUACAUGAAUCUUGACGAAGACCAAGGCGCUGAACUGGAUCAAAGGGCGAUCCGACUCAAGGAUUGUCCAAGGUGUCGCACUCCCAUCCGUAGAAACCUUCGGUAUGGCACUCAUAUCAACCGCAGCCUGGCAGCCAUCAGUUCAUUAUGUGAUGAAUGUCGUCCUGUCAUAACAUAA
Messenger RNA from Sinocyclocheilus grahami, 5124 nucleotides. RefSeq names its product zinc finger, NFX1-type containing 1 (gene znfx1). Gene Ontology annotation, biological process: regulatory ncRNA-mediated heterochromatin formation. Bases 385 to 5124 code for a protein of 1579 amino acids. Lineage: Eukaryota; Metazoa; Chordata; Actinopteri; Cypriniformes; Cyprinidae. The record is from RefSeq and is a predicted model, not a curated record. Gene Ontology annotation, cellular component: nucleus; nuclear RNA-directed RNA polymerase complex. The transcript is spliced from 13 exons. Gene Ontology annotation, molecular function: zinc ion binding; helicase activity.